Homarus americanus (American lobster) is the source of this 777-nucleotide messenger RNA. RefSeq lists its product as uncharacterized. Gene Ontology annotation, molecular function: extracellular ligand-gated monoatomic ion channel activity; transmembrane signaling receptor activity. Lineage: Eukaryota; Metazoa; Arthropoda; Malacostraca; Decapoda; Nephropidae. Gene Ontology annotation, cellular component: membrane. Bases 84 to 767 code for a protein of 227 amino acids. Gene Ontology annotation, biological process: monoatomic ion transmembrane transport. The transcript has a single exon. The record is from RefSeq and is a predicted model, not a curated record.
UUAACGUCUCAUGUACACACUAAGACAAGACUGUACCCACAGGUAAGUCUGCCAGCGGCCGAAACAUCAACAUCACACAGUGGAUGGACUACACAAUCAACGCUCCCUGUCAUUUUAAAGUCCACAGAUAUCCCUUCGGCACAUAUGUGUGUAACAUCUCGUUUUACCUUGUGAGGUCCACGGAAGAGAUGGCCUUCAAGUCAUCCGACUACAACAGGACUGUAUACAGACUGUCUUACGAUGGGAAUCACGACUUACUGGACUACCACCUUCAGGAGGUGACUGUGGAGUCCUUGACAGACCAUGUGACCAUCACCCUACACCUGAAGGGACAAGCCCACUACCAUCUGCUCAACAGCUUCGCCCCCAGCGCCCUCAUGUUCAUCAUUUCCUACGCCACACUGUACUUCCCCGUCACAGACUUCAACGAGAGGAUCAUGGUGUCGCUGACGUCGUUGUUAGUGUUGGCUUCGCUCUUCGCUCAGGCCACCGACUCCUACGUCAGGACUCCUUACUACAAGCUUAUCGACAUCUGGUUCGCUUUCCUCAUCAUCCUCAGUUUUGCUGUUGUUAUCGUCAACGCUGUAGUAAACUCCUUAAGGAUAAACGAGGACACCGUUCGUCCCCAUAUGAUAGACAUCUCCCUCAAAGGUAAGAUGAAAGCAAUCAAAGCCAAAAAGUUUAAUAAAUUCUGUAAAUAUGUUCUUCUCAAUUUAUUUCUGUUACUUUUGGUGUUUUACUUUUUCUGUGGUGCCGAAUUAAUCUGAAGUGUGGGUG